Messenger RNA from Plodia interpunctella (Indianmeal moth), 4001 nucleotides. RefSeq lists its product as uncharacterized. Lineage: Eukaryota; Metazoa; Arthropoda; Insecta; Lepidoptera; Pyralidae. Gene Ontology annotation, molecular function: nucleic acid binding; protein binding. The coding region runs from base 163 to 3651 and encodes 1162 amino acids. The record is from RefSeq and is a predicted model, not a curated record. The transcript has 19 exons.
GUCAUUCAUUCGUUUAUUACUUACUUCAUUCAUCAUUGAUCUGUGUGAUAUUCUCGCUCGUGUGAAGUGAAUUUGCAAAAUAAUAUCUACGAUGGAUUAAAAUACUUGGAAAUUACAUAUUGCAUAGUGAUAUUUUUUUUUGACUUUUCGUGAGCUAUCGAUAUGGAGACUACAUUGGAUGCGUCCUUGGUGGCGCAGUCCAUCAACUAUCAUGGUCAACAAUUGCAAAAGACGUGGGAAGCAGAGAGAGGAGAAGAUGAUUUAGCUAAGAUGGGCGUGGGUGGACUGGAUUUCGCAGUAUACCAGUCACGGCACAAGCACCUGACAUUCCAGGACCGUGGAAAGCGGUUAAAACUCCACCAAUUCAUUGCUAAAGAAGCUAAUGCUUUAUUCGACUCUUCGGUCCAAGAAGAAGCACCGUCUUCGUCGAGCUUAGGAGCUGAUGCACCUACACCGGAAGAUAAUUUGUUUGCACUGAUGCCACCGUUUGAAACAUUUUUGAAUGUCGACAAAUCUGCAAGACUUAGGCAUUUCUUUGAUAAUGUGAGGACAGGGGAGCUAAUCAUAGGAGCUGUGAUCAACCGAACAGCGUCGGGAAUGAUGUUGAAGGUUCUAUGCACAGCCGGACCAACUUCCAGAUAUGUUGCAGAUAUUAAUGUGAAGGCAUUUUUACCGGUUUCGAAUAUCAUACCAGCAGUGGACAAGAAAAAUGUGUCAAGAAACUACCUCAUGAAUGACACUGUGUGCUGUGAAGUGAUUGAAGUGAUCCCCGAUACGGACAAAAUGGUCUGCGGCAUGAAAGGAGUCACUCGGGGCCCCGAUGAUCCUCCACCCAAACCCCCGCUAGGACUACUCAGCACAGAUGACUUUCCACUGGUCUACAAGAAAACAGUGGAUAUGAAGGGAGAGAGUUAUGAAGGCAUUUUGGAGAAGAGUCCAGGCUUCAAUAACCCCAACUGCGUCCAAUAUCUCUCAGAACUACUAGGCAUCUCCAAUAUGCACUGCACCAAUUUUGCAUCAUUGAGGGGAGGAUUUGCUAGUACGGAAUACGCUGACGAACUUCGCCAGGCCCAAGCCAGCAAGUGGGCGUUCCGCUCGGUCGCUGAAGGCAUUGAGCAUUUCAAGGCAGGACGCCACUCUGAAGCGUUCCAGUGCCUCAACAAAGCAUUGAGCAUAGAUCCCAGAAACGUCGAGGGCUUAGUCGCAAGAGGAGCACUAUAUGCUAACAGUGGAACUUUCAAAAAAGCCAUAGAAGAUUUCGAAACGUCUUUGAAAUUGAAUCCAAACCACGCAAAUGCUAGGAAAUAUUUGGGCGAGACUCUGGUUGCACUUGGACGCAGUUACGAGGAUGAGAACAAAAUUACUGAAGCGCAAAAGGCCUACGAAGACUGCUUAGCGAUUAUACCGUUCCAUGAGGAGGCACAGAACUCACUAGACUUUUUGAAGAGUAAGACUUCGACAACCAAGCCUCUAAUUGAGCCAGCGGAAUUAUUACUUCCUGGUUUGACUGGCGCUAAGUCUUUCGAGAUGAAGGAGACUUUAAAACAGCUUUUGAAUUUGACUGAGAAGAAAGAUAAGAAAAAGAAGAAGAAGCGUGGGAAAGGGAAGAAAAAGCGAUCAAGCAGCUCGUCGUCAUCUUCCAGUGACUCUUCAAGCUCUAGUUCGUCUUCUGAGUCUUCGUCAUCGUCAUCAGAUUCAAGUGAUUCAGAAGGCCCGAACCGCAAGAAGAAGCGUCGCUCGCAGUCGAACAACAAGCGUCAGCGGUCACUCUCGCCGCUCAGCAAGCGGAUGGCGAUGCUGGGCGACGCUGACUCCGCGUCUCGCACUCACAACUCGCAGUUCAACCAUCCGUACGGCUACCAGCCUCCCCCGCCGCCCGUCGAGGAGGCUAACCCGGCGCCUAUGAGGUCGCAAGCCGAUAUCGAUUAUGAAUUAAAGGUGCGCAAAUUCCUGGAGAUGACGAAAGAGGACUCGGACUACGAGGACAAGGUGCGCAACUUCCUAGAAGAGACGGCUCAGUACAAGCGCAACCGCAAGAUGCAGGAGUUGGGGCAGCAGCCGCAGCCGGGGCCUGACCACGACAAGAAGAAAAAGAAGAAGAAAGACAAAAAGAAGAAGAAGGAAUCGAAGCGCAAACGCAAAGAGCAGGAACGCGAAGACAAGCGCAAGGCGAAGUUGGCGCGCAACAACGAGUACAGCCUCCGCGACCUCGAGAACAUUAGCGAUAAGAAACUGAGAGAUGCCAUCAGAAAAGAACUAAAGGGAAAAGCAAAGAGAGACCUCAGUUCCGAUGGCGAAUAUGACAGAAAACAUGAUAAGAGGAUAAUGGAGGAGAUGCAAGGGCUGGAGGAGCUGGAGUCGAAGCUGAGCGCGUACCACGUGAUGGUGGAGAAGGAGGUGCUGGGCAAGCGCGAGCGCGGCUCACUGAGUCCGCUGGACCAGGCGCCGCCGCCGCCGCUAGAGAAGCCCAAGUGGAAGAUGUCCAUGAGCGCUGUCAAGGACUCAGUGAAGAAAAAGGAAGCUCCAAAGAGUUACAAAGAACGCUACGCCUUCGAGGACAGUUCCGACGACUCUCAGGAACAAAGCAAGCCCGUCGGCGAUAAGAACGUAUCAGUGCGUCGUGCUAUGGCGAUGAAGGAACCGGCGCCGUUGUCUUCUAGCAACAGCAAGAGGGAGCCCGACCCGCCGGGCACGGAGCCCCCGCACCCGCCGGUCCGCAAAGGCAACGUGGUGCUGGACAAGUUCGGGUCAUUCCGGUUGGCGCAAGAGGGCGAGACGCCGGUGUCGGUGGGCGAGGGCCGGCCGGAGCAGUUCGUGACGCGCAUCAAGCCGCCCACGCCCGCCGCCCGCCGCCCCCGCUCGCCGCCCGAGCCCCGCCGCCGCUCCUCCAACUCCAGCGACGACGACCGCCGCGAGAACAAGCGCUCCAGGAGCAGGUCGCGGCCGCGCAAGUACCGAUCCCGCUCGGGCUCGCGCUCGCGCUCGUCCAGCGGCAGCCGGUCGGCCGCCUCGCGCCGUCGCCGCUCCGCCUCCGUGCGCUCCGUGCGCUCGCGCUCGCGCUCCGACGCCAGCCGCUCCUACUACAGCCGCAGCCGCUCCCGCUCCGGAGACAGAUUCCGGCGCACAUUCAACCGCCGCGGCAACUGGCGCGGUCGGGGCGGAUUUGAACGGGGGACUUACUAUCGGCCACGAUUCCACACGUACAAUGGUGGCGGCCGCGGACGAGGUCGUGGACAGGGUGACUUCAGGAGGGAUGAUGGCAGAAGAUUCAACCCCGAGUGGAGGGAUAGGGGUCAGAGGGGCGGCAGACCCUUCAGACCUAGGAGAGGCGGUGGGGGAAGAGGAAGACCUUUCAGGGGCGGCGGAUUCCGCGACUUCCGCGACCGCCGCGGCGGGCGCUACUCGCGCUCGCGAUCGCCCGACCGCACGCGUCGCUCGCGCUCCUACAGCCCCGAGCGCAGGGACAAGGACAGCAGGGAUAGCUACUCCAGGUACUCUGCAGAACGUGACAGCCACCGCAGCGAAGGAGAGUAUGAAGAAGAGAGAUACGUGGAUCGCAAGGAGUACGAUGGAAAGUGGGCUGACGGCAACGAGCAACAGGAACGACCACCGGCAGAAGAGAAGGCCCCAGAGGAACCCCCUAAAGAAUAAUCCUACUAAUAUUACAAGACAUAGAUUUAGUGGUUAGGGUGCUGCACGAGUUCAAUUCAAAUUCAUUCUCCGUAGAUGUAAAUAUUUUAAGUUACGAGUUAAUUUUGUGUUUUCAAUUCAAAAUGUAUUACAUUACAUUUAUUUUGCCAUAAGUUGUCAUGCUUCGUCUAUUAUUUUCUGAUACUAAGAGUAUGAUAUUUCAAUGUAAGCAUUUCCCACACAUUCCCAUUGUGUGGGUUUUGAUGGCUUAGUGCCACACCUUUAUUACGAAGUCAUUAAUUAUAUUAUAAUGUUCCUUAUAUUAUGUAAGGCACUAGAAAUAGGUAUUCAAAUAAAUGAAAUAUUAAUCA